This is a messenger RNA of Octodon degus (degu), 815 nucleotides long. It is a transcript of the gene Fgf2, whose product is annotated as fibroblast growth factor 2. The record is from RefSeq and is a predicted model, not a curated record. NCBI's taxonomy places the organism in Eukaryota, Metazoa, Chordata, Mammalia, Rodentia, Octodontidae. Gene Ontology annotation, biological process: positive regulation of gene expression; fibroblast growth factor receptor signaling pathway; regulation of cell migration. The transcript is spliced from 3 exons. Bases 25 to 492 code for a protein of 155 amino acids. Gene Ontology annotation, cellular component: cytoplasm. Gene Ontology annotation, molecular function: fibroblast growth factor receptor binding; growth factor activity.
ACCCGGAGCGAGCCCGGCGGGGCCAUGGCCACCGGUAGCAUCACCACGCUGCCCGCCCUGCCCGAGAGCAGCGACGGCGGCGCCUUCCCGUCCGGCCACUUCAGGGACCCGAAGCGGCUCUACUGCAAAAACGGAGGUUUCUUCCUGCGCAUCCACCCCGACGGCCGCGUGGACGGGGUCCGGGAGAAAAGCGACCCCCACGUCAAACUACAACUUCAAGCAGAAGACAGAGGAGUUGUCUCUAUCAAGGGAGUGUGUGCAAACCGUUACCUAGCUAUGAAGGAAGAUGGAAGACUACUGGCUUCUAAAUGUGUUACCGAUGAGUGUUUCUUUUUUGAACGAUUGGAAUCUAAUAACUACAACAUUUACUGGUCCAGGAAAUAUUCCAGUUGGUAUGUGGCACUGAAACGAACCGGACAAUAUAAACUUGGAUCCAAAACAGGACCGGGGCAGAAAGCUAUACUUUUUCUUCCAAUGUCUGCUAAGAGCUGAUUUUAAUGGCAGCAUCUAAUCUCAUUUCACAAGAAGUAUAUUUUAGAAAAUUGUUAAUAAGAAAAAAAGGAAUGUAUACAGUUCAGUUUGGAUAACAGAUCAGGCUUUUUAUCUGAUAGUAAGAUAUUUAACCAUUGCCUCAGUAAAGAAAAACAGCAAAAAUUCUUGGAAAAUGUAGACUUACUCCUUUUAUAUAGUAUCUGCUAUUACCACUGAAGAUUACCUAGACUAGGACUGCUAUCUUUUACACAUAUUUGCUUCAUUUGAAAAGAGGACUUUGAAGUGAACAAAUUUAUGAAUAAUUUUUCUCCGUGGAAAAUCAU